This is a messenger RNA of Vespula pensylvanica (western yellowjacket), 1101 nucleotides long. Its product is annotated as glyoxalase domain-containing protein 4. The record is from RefSeq and is a predicted model, not a curated record. The coding region runs from base 238 to 1077 and encodes 279 amino acids. NCBI's taxonomy places the organism in Eukaryota, Metazoa, Arthropoda, Insecta, Hymenoptera, Vespidae. The transcript is spliced from 7 exons.
ACAAAACUUAUAAUUUACAAUUGAAUACAAGGUGGUCAGUAUUUAAUUUUUGUUUCCAGUGAUUGUUCCAGUGAGAAACUAUAUAAAUAUGAUGUACACGUACAUUCAAUUAAUAAAAAUAAUACAGGUUUGCAAUCAACAGGUUGCAGCAGUGUAUAUCAUAAAAGUAUUAUAAGAUUUACUUUGUGCCAAUUUUGUAACAUUUUUUUAUAAAGGAAUUAAUUAAUAAUUUUCAAAAUGAUUCAUGCCAGAGCAUUACAUUUUGUAUUUAAAAUAGCUGAACGUAAAGAGACAAUGAAAUUUUAUCGAGAAAUUCUUGGAAUGAAAGUAUUGAGACAUGAAGAAUUCGCCGAUGGAUGUGAGGCUGCUUGCAAUGGUCCAUAUGCAAAUCGAUGGAGUAAAACAAUGAUAGGAUAUGGACCAGAAGAUAAUCAUUUUGUAGUUGAAUUAACUUACAACUAUGGUAUUUCUGAGUAUAAAAGUGGAAAUGAUUUUCUUGGAAUAACAAUUAGCUCUAAAGAAGCAAUCGAUAGAGCAAAAAGCAAUGGAUGGCCCGUUGAAGAAGAAAAUGGAAAGUUUGUAUUGCAAGCACCAGGUGGUUACAAGUAUUAUAUUAUUAAUGAACCACAACCUGAAGAUAAAGAUCCAGUAGAAAAGGUAACAUUAUCCAGUUCAAAUCUUCAAACCACUAUAGCUUAUUGGAAAGAUAUUUUAGGUAUGAAGGUGAUCGAACAGGAGGAUAAUAGAGUUUUGAUGUGUUAUGAUAAAGAUCAAGCUAAACUUGAAUUUAUAGAUAUAGGUACUAAUGUGGACCAUGCAAAAGCAUAUGGUCGUAUAGCAUUUUCUGUACCAUUGGCUGAACAACCAUUAAUACAAAAAAAGAUAAAGGAGAAUGGAAACAAAAUAUUAACAGAUUUGAUAACUUUAGACACACCAGGGAAAGCUUCAGUAAGAGUUAUUAUUCUUGCUGAUCCAGAUGAUCAUGAAAUAUGUUUCGUUGAUGACGAAGGAUUUCGUAAAUUAUCCGUUCCAGAUUAUCCAAGUGAAAAAAUUCUGGAUAGAUACAUUGCAAAAUAAUGUAUUGCAGACGUUUUAAAUAUA